Messenger RNA from Strigops habroptila (Kakapo), 3365 nucleotides. It is a transcript of the gene PALM, whose product is annotated as paralemmin. The record is from RefSeq and is a predicted model, not a curated record. Bases 184 to 1356 code for a protein of 390 amino acids. NCBI's taxonomy places the organism in Eukaryota, Metazoa, Chordata, Aves, Psittaciformes, Psittacidae. The transcript has 9 exons. Gene Ontology annotation, cellular component: membrane. Gene Ontology annotation, biological process: regulation of cell shape.
CGGGCGGCGCGGGAGGCGGGAGCACCGGCGCGGCCCCGACAUCCCUGCGCAUCCCGCAGCCCCGCCGGGGAUGCCGCCGCCCGCCGGGCCCUGAGCGCCGGGACGCCGGCGGCCGCCGGCCCCGCUCCACCGCGCCCCGCCCGGCCCGACCCCGCCGGAGCCGCCGCCCAGCCCGCACGGAAAAUGGAGGCUGUGGAGGCCAGCACCCUUCAGCAGGAGCGGCUGCAGGCCAUCGCGGAGAAGCGGAAGCGUCAGACAGAGAUCGAGAACAAAAGGCGGCAGCUCGAGGACGACCGGAGGCAGCUGCAGCACCUCAAGUCCAAGGCUCUGCGGGAGAGAUGGCUGCUGGAGGGGGCCCCGGCAUCAGCCUCCGAAGAGGAUGAGGCCAUGAAGAAGCAGAUGCAGGAGGACGAGGUGAAGACCAAGGAACUGGAGGAAACCAUCCAGAGGCUGGAGAAGGAGCUGGAGACGCUGGAGAACGGCAGCUCGGCAGCUUCCACCAAGGAGAACCUGGCAGAGGUGGCAGCGGCACCGGCCAAGGAGGAGAAAGCCGAGCCCGUCCCCAACACGCAGAAGAGUCCUCUGGGCACUGUCAAGGCCGAGAAGAAGGUCUCCAGCAGCCCCAUGAAGGCAGUGGAAGGCACUGACAUGAUGAAGGCCGCCAUGUACUCGGUGGAGAUCACUGUGGAGAAGGACAGAGUGACUGGGGAGACCAAGGUCCUGUCCAGCACCACCCUGCUCCCCCAGAACCACUGUCUGCAGGGGGUCAAAGUGUACGAGGAUGAGCUGAAAGUGGUGCACGCGGUGAGCGCCGAGGACGGGGCUCUGCAGAACGGGGCGCAUCCCCUCAGCUCCUCCGAGGUCGACGAGCUCCUGCACAAGGCGGACGAGGCCACGCUGAGCGAAGGCGCCGCGGCCAAGGUGGGUGAGGAGCCCGGCAGCGCCGCGGGCAGCCAGAAGGCGACACCGCGGCGGGAGAUCACGGGGCUGCAAGCCAAGGCACGGGAGAGCCCCGUGCCCGAGGGGACGGAGCCGAGCCGCGAGCAGCCCGUCACCAUGAUCUUCAUGGGCUACCAGAACGUGGAGGACGAGGACGAGACCAAGAAGGUGCUGGGGCUGGAGGGCACCAUCAAGGCCGAGCUGGUGGUGAUCGAGGACACCGAGAGCAAGCCGGAGCCGGCGCACAAGGACCACGCGCCGCCCAACGGCACCGCGCUGGAGCCCGCGGCCGCGCAGCCGCUGCGGGAGGAGAGCCCGGGCGGGCAGAACCCGGGCGCCAACGCCACGGAUGCCAAGGAGGCCGAGCAGGACACGGACGUGAAGAAGCAGCGCUGCAAGUGCUGCACGGUGAUGUGAGCCCCCGCCGAGCCCCCUCCGCCCCGGCCCCCCGCUCGCCAGGCCCGCGCCGGGCUCCUUCCCACCGGACACGGACCCUCCUCCUGCAGCACCAACACGGGAGAGCUCCAGCCGCAGCAGCGACCGCGGCGCCGCUCGCCCCGUCUGCCCAGCGCUGCCUGUGGUAUUUAUUAGAGACCCCCUCACCCUCCUGCCGCCGCCGCCAGAGCCUUUCCCUCCUCUCACUGGCAACUUCCCACCCGGAGCUCGGAGGAUGCUGCUGCUGCAUCCGUAGGUGACUCCUGGGUACCAGUGGCCAGUGGGACCCAGCACACGGUGGACACGGAGCCGGCCCCAUCCAGCCCCAUUCACUGCACCUCCAUCAUCCACUUCUCCUGCAGGGAAAGGCCCUGGGCUAUCCCCUCCCCCUGCCCUGACUGCCCAUGGAUGUCCCCGCUCCAUCCUGCGUCCUCAAUCCCGGGCUCCCCAAGCCAUGAGCCCCUCCAGGAUGGAGCGUGGCCAUGUGAGGGAAGGGUGUUGAGGGCAGCGUCCCCUCCACGAUGCUGGGCACAGCCGGGAGCUCGCAGGGGGCCCAUGGGCCAUGUGUGGCUCCCAUGGGAGAUGCUGCUCUGUCCCCCUGGAUACCCCAUGCAGGAGCUCCUCUGCGGUGACACUGUCACCAUCCAGUUCCCAUUGCCGGGGCCAUUCCUCCAUCCUCCAGCAUCGCUGGGGCUGAGCAGUGGUGGCCGGUGCCCGUGUCCUCCCGGGGUGACUUGGGUGGUGAUGGCAGCGAGGGAGCCCAGCCCCAUGGGGACAGCUAUGGGGCGGCAGCUCCGGUGCUUCCUCAAACCACAGGAGGGUGGCCCAGCACCGUGCCCCCUGCGUCGGCAGCUUUUAGAGCCACGUUCUGGGUCCUGGGCUGCAGCGCUGGGUGCCCCAGGCAUGCGGGACAGCCCAGUUCACCCCAGGCACCGGGACGGGGAGCUGUCAGGGGUCCAGGAGGGUGUCCAUGCGAUGCUGUGUCCGUGCUGGGACUGUGCAGCCCUCCCUGUGCCCCAGCCCUUCAGCGGGGAUUUCACCACCAGCACCAGCGUUUCUUCCCCACUGAGACCCGCUGGGGCAGGCGGGGGGCCCCCGGCAGUACCCAUGGGUGCUGAGCUCAUCUCGGCACCUCUGCCCUGCCCUGGGGUGGGAGCUGUCACCAAAGGGGGGUCCCAUCUCCCAGCAGCCCUGUCCCAGCCAUGCUGGUGCGCAGUGCCCGAGGUGCCAGCCAGGCUGGCAGUGCCCAUCCCCGUGCCCUGGGGCCCCCCCGGUGCAGCCAGUGCAGAGCAUUGGGAUCAGCCCAUUGGGAUGCGGGUGGUAGAGCUGCCAGAAACGGGACUCAGCCCCCCAAAGCCUUUCCUCUCUCCCACCCCCCUCGUGUGAGCAGUGACCCCCUCCCAUAACAUCCCAGUUGCUGCCCCCAGUUACAACCCAGGCUGCAGUUUUCCCCCCCCAUGGAGUCACUACAGGGAUAGGGGAGGCGCUGGGGCUGUGUCCCAUGGGGAGACAGAUGAUCCCAAGCCCCCUGGGAGAGGCAGAGCUGGGAUGGGGAGGGAGGGGGGGGCCGGGGCUGGCACCCCCGGGGGGACACAGAGCGGGGGGCUCGGACGGGUGCCCCAUGGCUCCUGGGGGCUGGCUCCGGGCUGGUCCCCAGCGGGGCCGCACGUCACCUCCCACACCCCCUCACCCCAUCCCAGGUCCCACAUCCCCCCCCCCCCGGCCCCUUCCCACCCUCUGCCCCCGCUGCGCAGGGAGCGGGAUCGGGCCCCACGGGGCGGGGGGGGGGCCGGGGCUGAGGACCCCAUCCGUGUGUCCCAGCCCAAUCCCGCAGCCCCCGCCCGGCUCCGCUGAAGUGCACUUCCCGCAUUCCCGAGCUUUUCACUUGUGCCGAAGCCGUUUGAAGUUCCGCCCCCCCCUCUCCCCCCCCGCCCCGGCCCUUCCCGUUGUUUGUAAGACACCUGAACCGAGCAAAUAAACUGUGUGAACAA